Molecule: messenger RNA, 1167 nt
Organism: Ilex paraguariensis (yerba mate)
Lineage: Eukaryota; Viridiplantae; Streptophyta; Magnoliopsida; Aquifoliales; Aquifoliaceae
Source: the annotation of a GenBank genome assembly
AUGUGGAGGAUCGGCGGGCAACAAGUUUCGCAUGUCGCUGGGUCUGUCGGUGGCGGCGACGCGAAGAACCUCUACAUCAUAUCAGUGAAGGGAAUCAAGGGCCGAUUGAACCGGUUACCUUCGGCUUUUGUUGGUGAUAUGGUGAUGGCCACAGUGAAGAAAGGCAAGCCUGAUCUCCGUAAGAAGCGCCGAAAGGAUGGUGUCUUCGUAAACUUUGAAGAUAAUGCUGGUGUCAUUGUGAAUCCAAAGGGAGAAAUGAAAGGGUCUGCUAUUACUGGUCCAAUUGGGAAGGAGUGCGCUGACCUGUGGCCAAGGAUUGCUAGUGCAGCCAAUGCCAUUGAAACCCCUUUUGAAAUUGAAAAUGAGCUUACUCCUCUUGGCUUAAAUGCUUGCUCGGUGUUGGGUCCAUCAAAUGGACAGGUCAUUAAAGUGCUGCACAAAGCUUCUGAAAAUGAAUCUGAUGGGAAUACUACUUUCAUGGAAGUUAACCUAAAUGGAGCUGCUACUGUGGUGGCAGGAUGCUCUAUUCCAAGUGAUGUUUAUGUCGAUGAGCGGUCUGCUGAUAUUUCUAUGNCAAAUGGAGCCGCUACUGUGGUGGCAGGAUGCUCUAUUCCAAGUGAUGUUUAUGUCGAUGAGCGAUCUACUGAUAUUUCUAUGGAAAUACCCACCGCAAAAUGCGAUUUCCUUGGUAUGGCCCUUGAUAAUUCAGAGGGUACCCGGAGUAAUGAGGUAGAGCCAGGGGUUUGGCUAUUGUUCGAGGAAAUGGAAGAGGUCUAUCACAAGGGGGUGGAAGGACUANAGCUAAGGACAAUCGUUGAGACCAAUAGGAAUUUUGAUCAAUGGGUUUUGAACCAUAGGGGUUUGGCUAUUGGUCGAGGAAAUGGAAGAGGUCUAUCACAAGGGGGUGGAAGGACUAACAGUAACACAUCCACUUGGGGUGGCAGGGGUGAUGUUGAAAAUGGCCAUGGGAACAGAACUAAUGCAAGGCUGCUAGGAAAACAGAGUUUUGGAGCAACACUAAGCCCAUCAACAGGUACGUCAUUUGCAAAAGAUGUAAUCCCUAAUGGUGGAACCUUUAACCAAUCAGUGGUUGUUCAUGAGGUUGCAAAGGAUGGAGGAAAUAUGAAGUCUUUGAAUAAAGCCAAAGAUAAAGGGAAGGAGAAAUAA